GCGGCCGGAUGUGGAUCCCUGUGUUGUCCCACAGUGGCUGGAAUCUCAAGUCUCUGGAAGUAUUCUGCCUGUCUUGGCUUUCCAACCCCACCGAUCCUCCAGAGCGCACCAUGUAUGGACCCAGGAGGCUGGGCUGCAACUUUGGGAUGCCUUGGGAGCCCAGUCCACCAGGAGGAAAAUGCGUCCUGUGUUGGGGUCCUGACACCUGCAGAUGGGGCUUUGCCAUGAUUUCUUCUGGAUGUUUCUGUAAGGAGAUUGUUUCUGUAGAGAAAUGCCACUUCAGCAUCAUAUACACAGUCAUAAAAUUCAUAUCAAGAAAUGGGACCAGCCAGUCUUCCCUGGAACCUGAGGCAAAGAGGAAAAAGUCACACCCUAGGAAUGCAGUGGUGUCCUUUGAAAGAAGAGGAUGCCAUUCCCCGUGUGAGGGCAAUGGAAGCUCAUGGGGGACGACCACCGGAUCCAGAGGGAGAGCGACCAGGAGAGGAUACCAGCGUGAGACAGCGGAGCGGUCGGCCUCCUGAUGUUGGCGGUGCUGAAUGUGUAGAUAACACAGAUGGCAAAUUGCUAAGACAACUGCAAGCUCAAGAAAAAGCCCAACAAGCAGCACAAAUAAAGCUUUUGAGAAAACUCCAAAAGCAGGAACAGGCUCACAUUGCCAAAGAAGCUAAAAAACAACAAGCAAUAAUGGCUGCUGAGGAGAAGCGACAGCAAAAAGAGCAGAUAAAGAUUAUGAAACAACAGGUUGUGGAGGAAUCUCUGCCCUGCUUCCAUGGGAGAGGCCGGCCUCAGACUACUGUUCUGCUAUGGCGGAGCCACGUCAGAGUUGAAAUUGGAGGGACGCUGUUUGUCACCGUGAGGGGCCUCCGAGUAGUGCUGCCACCCAGGGGUUCGGGGCGCCCCGAGUUACCCGGUAUUCCCAGUAACUGGGCUGAUUACACCGGGGUGUUUCCUACAAGAAUUAAGAGAAUACAACAAAUGAGAAUGGAAAAAGGUCUUCGAGCCCAGCAAAUUCUGGAGGCUAAGAGGAUAAAGAAGGAAGAAGCUGCAAAAGCCAAAUUAUUGGAGGCUGAGAAACGAAAACAGGAAAAAGAACGGUCGAAGCAAGAAAAACGUGAUGAGAAACGAUUAAAGAAAGAGCUUAAACUAGAGCAACGAAGAUUAGAAUUAGAAAUUGCAAAAGAACUAAAGAAGCCUAAUGAAGACAUGUGCUUAGCAGACCAAAAGCCUUUGCCAGAGUUGCCUCGUAUUCCAGGACUUGUCCUCUCUGGAAGUACAUUUUCAAACUGUCUCAUUGUGGUGCAGUUCUUACGAGUCUUCGGUAAAGCUUUAGGCUUUAAUGGGAAUACUGAUGUUCCAGACCUGAGUAUUCUUCAAGAGGGAUUGCUGAAUCUAGGGGACAGCAUGGCUAAGGUACAAGACCUGCUUGUGAGGCUCCUGUCAGCUGCUGUGUGUGAUCCAGGUCUAAUUACAGGAUACAAGGCCGAAACAGCUCUUGGAGAACAUUUGCUGAAUGUUGGUAUGAAUCGAGACAAUGUUUCCGAGAUCUUGCAGAUCUUUAUGGAGGCCCGUUGUGGACAGACUGAGCUCACCGAAAGCCUGAGGACCAAGGCUUUUCAGGCCCACACUCCGGCCCAGAAAGCCUCGGCGCUGGCCUUCCUGAUCAGUGAGCUGGCGUGCAGCAGGAGGGUGGUGAGUGAAAUUGACAAGAACACUGAUUAUAUGUCAAACUUGAGGAGAGAUAAAUGGAUGGUAGAAGGUAAACUCCGCAAGCUCCGAAUCAUUUAUGCUAAGAAAGCAGGCAAGAGAGACACUUCAGGUGGCAUCGAUCUUGGAGAAGAGCAGCACACGUCGGCCACCCCCACAGCAGGAUACAAGCGAAGAAGGAAGGGCGGCGACAGUGACGCUGAUGGCAACGAGGAGGAGGAGGAGGAGGAAGACAAGGAAGACAGAAAAGGAAAGAAAACUGAUGUCUGUGAAGAUGAGGAUGAAGGUGACCAAGCAGCAAGUGUUGAAGAGCUAGAAAGACAGAUUGAAAAGCUGAGUAAACAACAGAGUCAGUACAGAAGGGAGCUCUUCGAUGCGUCUCACUCUUUACGUUCAGUGAUGUUUGGCCAGGAUCGUUACAGACGUCGGUAUUGGAUUUUUCCCCAGUGUGGGGGGAUUUUUGUAGAAGGCAUGGAGAGCGCUGCAGGGCUGAAAGAAAUUGCAAAAGAAAGAAAAAAACGAAAAAAAGCAGAAAGCAUCCAGACCAAAGAAAUAUUUGAUACUUCUGACGACUCUUUAAAUUGUUCAAAUCCGGAUCAUUGUGAGCAAAAGGAAGAUCCUAACGAAAAAGAUAACACAAAUCUAAUUCUUCAGAAUCCUGGCUCUUUUUCCAAAUUAAGCAAGCUUUUAGAAGUAGCUAAGGUGCCUCCUGAGUCAGAUGUAACGACCCCCAAACCAAAGAGCGGUGCAGAUGGGUGCGCACUGCCUCACCAGAACCGUGGGAGACACUCACCGGGCAGCAUGCAGCCAACGGUGACACAGAACAGCGUGGAAGGGACAGACUCGAAUCUGGUCAGUACCGGUUCAGGUGGUGCAGGCAAGGUCUACAGUCCUCUCCCCAGGGACCAGUUGUUACUGCCAAGAACACCUUGGGAGGACGCUUCCCUUACCCAAGCCGAUGCGCCAGCUGCUUCUUCACCAACUCCUCGGGCCCAGCCGCCCUCUAAGUCACCUGCAGCUCUUGAAGUAGCCAAACCAGUAGAUUAUCCUAGUCCAAAGCCUAUUCCAGAAGAAAUGCAGUUUGGCUGGUGGAGCAUUACUGACGCAGAGGAUUUAAAAGCUUUGCUCAAAGUGCUACAUCCCAGAGGCAUAAGAGAAAAGGCAUUACAAAAACAAAUUCAGAAACACCUGGAUUACAUCACUCAAGCCUGCAUCGAGAAUAAGGAUGUUACCAUUAUUGAAUUAAAUGAAAAUGAAGAAAACCCGGUAACUCGAGAUAUUGUGGAGAAGUGGUCAGUAGAAGAACAAGCAAUGGAAGUGGAUUUGAGGAUUCUUCAACAGGUAGAAGAUCUGGAAAGGAGAGUCGCAUCAGCAAGUUUGCAAGUAAAGGGUUGGAUGUGUCCAGAACCGGCAUCAGAAAGGGAGGACUUGGUCUAUUUUGAACAUAAGUCAUUUUCUAACUUGUGCAAGGUGCACGAUGGAGAAUUUACUGACGAAGAAGAAAGCAGUGCGCAUGCACUAGAGCGGAAGAGCGACAACCCCCUAGAUAUAGCUGUAAGCAGGCUGUCUGAGUUGGAGCGAAACAUUGAAAGGAGGUAUCUGAAGAGCCCCUUAAGUACCACCAUUCAGAUCAAACUGGAUAAUGUGGGCACAGUUACUGGCCCUGCUCCUGCACCAUCCACUAGUGGUGAUGAUGACGGAAUUGAAGAGGAUAUUGUUCCCGGUCUCAGGGUGUGGCGAUGGGCAUUAUCAGAAGCUCGCAGUGCUGCCCAGGUGGCUCUGUGCAUUCAGCAGUUACAGAAAUCCAUAGCAUGGGAAAAAUCCAUUAUGAAAGCUGCAAGUUCACUGAAAAGGGGCCGCAAAAACAGAAAAAGGAAAAUAGAGGAAAACACCUGCGGUACUGGAGUAAAACAAGAACGCUGUACUCGUGGAAAGAAACUGAAACAGGACAACUCUGACCCGACUCUUGGCAGCCUUACUAAAAUGCAAACUCGUCUCAAUAAAGACAUGAAAAAAAGAAAAAUAGAAGAAAACACCUUCACUAACUUACCAAACCAGGAAAGCUUUCAUUCUGUAAAGAAAAGGAAGCAAGACCACUCUGACCUGACUCUUUCCAGUCAUGAAGAUGCACGGCCUUUUGUAGAACUGCCGGAGUGCAGCACACGGAGUCGUCUGCGUUUCCGCCUCAGGGAUGGAAGACACGUUUUUAUUAAAAGUCCACCCAUGUUGUCACAAAUGGCAAGGUUCCAUUCGUUUCUAUUGACAGAUGCUAAGAGCAGACAGGUCACCGCCGGCCUGUUCCCUAGGCUGCCAGAUGCUUUUGCUUCCCUCUACAUCCUAAAAUGCCUGGCAUGCUGCAAGGUGGGGAGCUCGUUAGGCCACGGGGAGGUGCACUCCAGACAUAACCUUCUGAAACCUCACCAGCCAGUGUUCCUGUGCAGAGCAGCCAGGGCAAAACUCAGCCCCGAUGACUUGACAGACGGAGUGCCCUCGCGGAGGAGGCAGAGGGAGGGAAAGUCUCUAGUGGCGCUAUUGGGACUGCAAAGUCAGAACACGCCUUUCCAAAAUGGUCCUGGUCUCUGCGGUGGGCAGGUGCUGGGCUACUAG
This is a messenger RNA of Manis pentadactyla (Chinese pangolin), 4311 nucleotides long. Its product is annotated as bromodomain adjacent to zinc finger domain protein 2B-like. NCBI's taxonomy places the organism in Eukaryota, Metazoa, Chordata, Mammalia, Pholidota, Manidae. Bases 319 to 4311 code for a protein of 1330 amino acids. The transcript is spliced from 27 exons. The record is from RefSeq and is a predicted model, not a curated record.